AAACCCUUCAUUGCAUCUUCAGACUAGCCAACAUCAACUGAACUACCCUCUAAAGUUUCUUCAAUAUUUCUAUACUAUACUAUAUACUUAAUUUGCUACUUCCAAUCAAGCUGCUACAUUAUAAUUAAUAACAAGGAAUUAAUGGCUGCACCUUGGUCAUGUUGUUUACUUGCACUGCUUGUUUUGAUGUCAGCUAUUGUAACUGAAAGUAGAGUUGCAAGGAAGGACUUAGGUUUGGAUCUUGGUGGUUUGGGGAUUGGACUUGGAGCUGGACUAGGUUUGGGUAUUGGAGGUGGUAGUGGCUCUGGAGCUGGAGCUGGAGCAGGUUCUGGUUCUGGUUCAGGUUCUAGUUCUUCCUCGAGUUCAUCGUCUUCGUCUUCUAGUUCAGGGUCUGGUUCUGGUGCAGGCUCUGAAGCAGGCUCGUAUGCUGGAUCUCGAGCUGGAUCGGGAUCAGGAGGUAGAAGUCGCGGCGGUGGUGGCGGCGGUGGAGGAGGAGGAGGAGGAGGUGGUGGUGGUGGUGGUGAAGGCUCUGGUGAGGGCUCUGGUCAUGGUGAGGGUUAUGGUCAUGGUGGAGGUUAUGGUGAAGGUGGUGGUGAUUAAAGAAAUAAUGCAUGAAUGAAUUGAUUAAGAUAUAUAGAUAUAAUAUGGUUGACUCAAAUAAUAAAAAAAGUUUAGACUGUUUGGUUUGGUGUAAUAAUAAAUAAUAAAGUAGUAUGUGGUGUGUGGCAAAAUAAUGAACAUGUAAGAUGAUGGAAUUGAUUUCAUCAUGUGUGUUUUAGUGAAGAAGAAUCAGCUGUGUUUUAAUUUGUACCAGUUAUGUUAAUGUGAUUCCAAUUUCCACUUUGUAAUUUUGCAAAGCUUUAAUUUUUUAUGGCACUGUUGUAUGAUUGUUGAAUGAUA
Messenger RNA from Cicer arietinum (chickpea), 900 nucleotides. RefSeq lists its product as uncharacterized. The record is from RefSeq and is a predicted model, not a curated record. NCBI's taxonomy places the organism in Eukaryota, Viridiplantae, Streptophyta, Magnoliopsida, Fabales, Fabaceae.